Baudoinia panamericana UAMH 10762 is the source of this 1657-nucleotide messenger RNA. RefSeq lists its product as uncharacterized. Gene Ontology annotation, molecular function: metal ion binding; alcohol dehydrogenase (NAD+) activity. The record is from RefSeq and is a predicted model, not a curated record. The coding region runs from base 134 to 1618 and encodes 494 amino acids. The transcript is spliced from 3 exons. Gene Ontology annotation, cellular component: mitochondrion. NCBI's taxonomy places the organism in Eukaryota, Fungi, Ascomycota, Dothideomycetes, Mycosphaerellales, Teratosphaeriaceae.
ACCGCGGCAAAGACGCAAUGGCGCGAGUGAACUGCUUGUGCAGCGUUCGGAGCGUUUUGGCUCCCACCUUGGAAGCACUUUACAGGCCGCAAGAAAAGCGCCAUCAAGGUCUUCUCAAUUGCUAUCAUCUUCAAUGGCGUCCAUCAGAGUCGCUCCUACAAGAGCCCAGCGUGCCGUCAACCUGCUUCGCGCUGUGAACUCGGGCACGAGCUCCUGUCCAUGCCAUUCCAACCCACAACACCAUCACAAUGCACAUCCGUCGCUCAACCCGCCUGCCGGCAAUAGGAGGCGUCUGGCAACGCCUGUGGACACGUCACGACAGAAAGAAUAUGCAUUCGAGAUGGCCGCGAGUAGUAUACGCUUUGGACCGGGCUGUACGAAGGAAGUGGGCAUGGACUUUGCCAAUCUCGGUGCGAAGAAAGUCAUGGUUGUCACAGACAACACGGUGUUGCAGCUCGACGCGAUGAAGCAGGUCGCAGAAGGCUUGGAGAGGGAGGGCAUUGCGUAUGAAGUGUAUUCGAAGACCAGAGUGGAACCGAAGGACUACUCCAUACGAGAGGCCAUCGAGUUCGCCAAGCCAUACGCCCCAGAUGCUUUCCUUGCUGUAGGAGGUGGCAGCGUGAUCGACACAGCCAAGCUCAUGAACCUUUACACCACCUUCCCAGACGCAGACUUCUUGGACUUUGUCAAUGCGCCACUAGGCAAAGGUAUGCCCAUUACGGCAAAGCUGAAGCCGCUCAUUGCAGUACCAACAACAGCCGGUACCGGCUCAGAAACCACGGGCACAGCCAUCUUCGAUCUGGUCGAGAAGAAGGCAAAGACUGGUAUCGCGCACCGCAACCUCAAGCCCACCCUUGGCAUCUGCGACCCUUUGAACACUCGUACCAUGCCCUCCGCCGUUCACGCCUCCUCCGGCCUCGACGUCCUUUGCCACAGCCUUGAGUCAUGGACAGCCAUUCCCUACUACGAGCGCAUACCUCGUCCAACGAACCCGAUCAACCGGCCCGCAUAUCAAGGCGCCAAUCCGAUCUCUGACAUCUUCUCCCUCCAGGCGCUCCGGAGCACCGUCAAAUACCUGCCCCGCGCGGUCAAGGAUCCCGAUGACUUCGAAGCGCAGUCAAACAUGCUCCUCGCCGCCACGCUGGCAGGAGUGGGCUUCGGCAACGCAGGCGUGCAUCUCUGCCACGGCAUGAGCUAUCCCAUCUCCAGCCAGAACCCAGGCUAUCAGCAUGCCGGCUACCAAGUCACGACGCCAAUUAUUCCGCAUGGAGUUUCGGUCGCAGUCACUGCACCUGCUGUGUUCAAGUUCACGGGCGCAUCGAACCCCGAGCGACAUCUGGCAGCGGCCGAGGUCUUUGGGGUGGACAUAUCGCAGGUGAAGAAGGACAGCGCAGGUGAAGUGCUGUCGGAAGCAUUAGCGGAGUUCCUCGUGGGACUUGGCGAUCAGCCAAGAGGUCUCAAAGCUCUGGGGUUCAAGAACAAGCAUGUCGAAGGAUUGGUGGAGGGUACGAUCCCGCAGGCGAGAGUGCUAAUGCUGGCUCCCAGUCUGGAUACUUCAGGUGGGCAGGAGGAAAGGGAGCAGCUCAGAGGUCUAUUCGAAGAGGCUAUGGAGUACUGAAGCGCCAUCUGUGAGUCAUAGCUGAUGCGUUGUAAAAGC